This is a messenger RNA of Ziziphus jujuba (common jujube), 2460 nucleotides long. RefSeq lists its product as uncharacterized. Lineage: Eukaryota; Viridiplantae; Streptophyta; Magnoliopsida; Rosales; Rhamnaceae. The coding region runs from base 91 to 2289 and encodes 732 amino acids. The transcript is spliced from 10 exons. The record is from RefSeq and is a predicted model, not a curated record.
CAAAACCAAAUGGGAAAGAAAGGUAUAUAUAUUGAUGCAGAAGCAGAAGGGAGAUAGAAACAAGAAAGAAUUCCAAGGAAGCGAAAGGACAUGGAGAAUGUGAAAGUGGGAAUGCUGGAAGGUUUGGUGAUAAGGAGCCAAAACCUGUCCUUCAAAUCCCUCUUCAACCGCAAGAUCAAUGCCAAUGCUAUUGCCGGCGAAAAGGGUGAAUCUUCUUCCCCUUCUUCUCUCAAUUCCCCAAGACCCAUUCCCCAGCUCUCUCCUCUUGCCAAUUCUGUCGUCUCUCGCUGUUCAAGGAUCCUGCAAAUCCCAACUGAAGAGUUACAGCAUCGUUUUGAUACAGAGCUACCUGAGAGUGUUAAGGAACUUCUUACCUAUGCAAGGAAUUUUUUAGAAUUUUGUUCAUACCAAGCACUCAAUAUAGUGAGUGGACAUGCAGAUUAUUUGAGUGACAAGGAGUUUCAACGUUUGACUUUCGACAUGAUGCUUGCAUGGGAGGCUCCCAGUGUUGAGAGUGAACAAGUAGACAAAGAAACUGCAACUUGUAGUAAUGAGGAAGUAGAGGAGGAUGAUGGAUGGUCACUUUUUUAUUCAAGUUCCACAAACAUGGCUGUUCAGGUUGAUGAGAAGAAAACUGUUGGACGGGAGGCUUUUGCACGUAUAGCUCCUGUUUGUGCUCCUGUUGCAGAUAUAAUUACUGUACACAACCUUUUUGAUGCACUCACAAGCUCUUCAUGCCAUCGACUUCAUUUCAUUGUAUAUGAGAAAUACAUAAAAAGCCUUGACAAGGUUGUUAAGGCUGCAAAAAAUGCAUUGGCUCCUUCUAUUGGAAAUCUUGAGCUUGCUGAAGGAGAAAUCAUCCUUGAUGUUGAUGGUACUAUUCCUACUCAACCAGUUCUGCAACAUAUUGGUAUUACUGCAUGGCCUGGAAGGUUGACGCUGACCAAUUAUGCACUGUACUUUGAAUCACUGGGUGUUGGUUUAUAUGACAAAGCUGUUAGAUAUGAUCUAGCAACAGAUAUGAAGCAGAUCAUAAAACCUGAAUUGACUGGACCAUUGGGUGCUCGUAUUUUUGAUAAAGUGGUUAUGUACAAAUCAACAACCAUAACAGACCCUGUUUAUUUUGAGUUUCCUGAAUUCAAAGGGAAUUCUCGCCGGGAUUAUUGGUUGGAUAUAUGUCUUGAGAUCCUUCGUGCUCACAAAUUUAUCAGGAAAAACAACCAUAGAGAGAAUCAAAGGUCUGAAGUACUUGCUAGGGCUAUUCUAGGUAUCUUUAGGUACCGUGCAGUUAGAGAAGCUUUCCACUUCUUUUCAUCCCAUUACAAAACUUUACUUUCUUUCAACCUUGCGGAAAGCCUCCCAAGGGGAGAUUUGAUUCUUGAAACUCUGUCAAACCGCUUGUUUCUUUUAAAUGUUGCUGCUGUCCAACAUGAUGUUUCUGGGAGUCCAUAUGCAAAACCGCUGCAAAAGCUGUCGCCGGUUUCACUUCAAACACUUCGUCUAUUUGGACUCAUAUUACAAAAAGAUAUAAACCCUGACGAAGAAGUGAUAAUAGCAGCAGAUGUCUGUGUUGGUGAGACAAAUCCCCUGGAGAUAGCAGUGAAAAAGUCUGUGUCAGAUGUAGGAAAGGCUGAAGCUGCACAGGCAACUGUAGACCAAGUGAAGGUGGAAGGGAUCGAUACAAACCUUGCAGUAAUGAAGGAAUUGAUGUUCCCGUUUCUUGAAGCAUCUAGGCGUCUUCAACUUUUGGCUUCAUGGAAAGAUCCUUAUAAAUCAACAGUGUUUCUGAUGUUGGCUUGCUACUCUAUUUUAAGAGGUUGGAUCAGAUAUAUGUUUCCGUCCAUUUUUGUAUUCGUUGCACUUCUCAUGCUGUGGCGCAGACAUUUUAACAAAGGGAAGCCAUUAGAACCCUUCAGAAUCACACCUCCUGCCACUCGAAAUCCCGUAGAGCAGCUACUUACAUUACAAGAAGCCAUCUCUCAUGUAGAAGCACUGAUCCAAGCUGGAAAUAUCAUACUCCUAAAGAUUAGAGCUCUCCUCUUUGCUGUUCUUCCACAGGCAACAGAUAGGAUUGUUAUAUUGCUCGUCGCCAUGGCUGCGGUGUUUGCAUUUGUGCCACCGACAUAUAUUUUUCUGCUAGUAUUUGCAGAAGCUUUCACGAGGGAAAUGCCAUAUAGGAAAGAAACCAGUGACAGAUGGGCGAGGCGGGUCAGAGAAUGGUGGAUCAGGAUACCAGCUGCUCCUGUUCAACUCAUUAAACCUGUUGAAGACAAAAAAAAGAAAUCGUAAAUUAUGUGAAACAGUAGUAAGUUGCAAAAUGUUUAGGUCAAUUCCACUUACUGUCAUUGCUCAUAACUGUAUAUAUACGCAAGGUUUAAGCUUUGGAAGGGUAUUGAUGCAGAAUCUAAUACCUUGUCAUGUAAUUCAGCUAUAUAUAUAUAUAUAUAUAUUUUUUUUUUU